Fomitopsis serialis is the source of this 1853-nucleotide messenger RNA. RefSeq lists its product as uncharacterized. The transcript has a single exon. Bases 118 to 1743 code for a protein of 541 amino acids. The record is from RefSeq and is a predicted model, not a curated record. NCBI's taxonomy places the organism in Eukaryota, Fungi, Basidiomycota, Agaricomycetes, Polyporales, Fomitopsidaceae.
GCCUCAUUCGCAGCGAAUUGGGAUGAACCAGAUCCCUGUCUACCUCAUAGCAACCCAAAUUCCAGGUGGCCGUUUCAGGAGUCCCUUACCUCCGUCUGUUGUCUAUGGCGAGAGCUGAUGGCAAGCGUUUCCACCUUCUGGACAUGUCUCGUUAUCUGGAUCGACGAGGACCCUCCACAGCUUGCAAGAAUCCGUGACUAUGUUACCUGGUCGCGAGACCGCCUCAUCGACAUUUACAUCCUACGAAGAGAUGCCCCCGGCCCGCGACCGCAUACAAAGAGGGAUCCUACAGAGAAAGCUCACGUAAAAGCCGUCAUGGACGUGCUUUCCCCGCAUGUGAAGAGAUGGCAAACUCUUCGCGUGCGACUUCUCCAUUCCAGCUCACUUCCACUCCCUCGCGUCGAUCUUGUUGGGUGCGCGGACGAGCUGAUAUUGCUCAGGCUCAGCUCCGUGAUCGACGACACCGUCGCAAGCAUUGAAGCGGCGCCAUCCCUGGUUGGCGAGUUCCACGCCCCCAAGCUCUUGUGGCUCUACAUGGGCGGUUUCCCCUUCCGCGAGGUGUACGUGAAGCCGUUUCCUCGGUUACCACUGCCACCUCGCCUCGACGGUGUUUAUCUGCUGGAGUACGACUCGCAUCACCCGCCUUUCCCGCUCGUCGACCUCUUGAGCUGUCUCGCCAGCUGCAACGGUCUCUAUAAAGUCCAGCUCGCCAAUCUGAAACUGGACUGCUCAUAUACCGGACCACCCAUUUUGGAAUCGACUAUGACUUGGGAUGUCAUCGACUUCAUCGAUAUGACGGGCAACAUCAUCUCGGAGUACAACCGACUCCUCGAUUAUUCGUACGCCGAGAUGGCGUCGUACACGCGGUGCUCGAUGGAUACACCCGCUCAACUUGGAGACUCGUACGUAAUCAGCAUGGAAGGAAUUGUAAAUGCGAUGACACUGUUCAGCCUCCUCGCGGGUGCGCAGGGCCAGGACUCGUGCCGCCGGGCCUGGUUCAUUUCAUGCGACGGCUUGUGCUCGGAGAUCAUACGUGCGCUUGCCAUGCCAAUACCGACACCUUUGGGAGAGUUCUGGGUCUGCCGGUACCUCAAGGGGCUCACGAUCGUCGGAUGCACGCCAUCAGGAAACCCCCCCUGCGCGAAUGUGGCGCGAAUCGGCGCCAAAUCGCCACGGCGCGCCUGUCGUUGCGAACGGCUUGUAAAUCGGUGCGAAUGCCUCCCAAACAAACUGAAAUACGUUCAUGUACAUACACGUCGAGAAUUGGUAUGUACAUCAGAUGUUUUGUUCAGUUUUGAUUACAAUACACAGUCCAUAUGUACAAAUGUACAAGUCCAGACAACUCGUCUGGCUCUGUUCCAUUGUUAUCGGUCAUUUACAUACGUUCAGCAGCCGCGCACACGUUCGGUGGCCGUGUCUGAGUGCUCCCGGUUGCCGUGCCCGCGUGCCCACCAGAUUUCCUGCCUGCCAACCCUUGAAUUAUCCUGUCUGCCUGCCUCACCUUCCACUUUCCCAUUCGUCCGUGUACGUGCCCGUGAUCCACCCGUCGGCUGCAUUUUCAUGCGGGGCAUUCGCCCAGCGUGCCCAUGGUCGGCGCAUGUGUCGACCGUGCUUAUUGACGUGUGUGCUGUCCGUACGGUCAGCUCGCUCGCUCCGAGGCUCACACGGCCUCCACUCACCUUCACCCGCCCGUCCAAGUUUGUUCAUGCGCAUCCUUCGCCCGCUCACCCGCCCGUAUGCUGACCUCCCAGCUCCCCUGCUCGUCCUCCCGCUCGCGCGUCCGGUAGUCCACACACCCGCGAAGUCUCGUCUUUUUGUUCGCUCGUACCUGCUCGUGGGCCGUGUCUGCGUGC